AUGUCAUCUUUCGGUCGCUUCUUCACUGUCACCACCUAUGGUGAGUCGCACUGCAAAUCUGUGGGCUGCAUCGUUGACGGCGUUCCUCCUGGAAUGAGCCUGACAGAGGAUGAUAUUCAGCCUCAGCUGAGCAGAAGAAGACCUGGCCAGUCGAAACUAUCCACGCCCAGAAACGAAAAGGACAAAGUGAUGAUUCAGUCGGGUACCGAAUUUGGCAAAACUUUGGGUACGCCCAUCGGCAUGAUGGUCUUGAACGAGGACCAGAGACCCCACGACUACAACGAAAUGGACUCUUAUCCAAGACCUUCACACGCGGAUUUCACCUACUUGGAAAAAUACGGUGUCAAGUCCUCCUCGGGUGGUGGUCGUUCAUCCGCCAGAGAGACGAUUGGCCGUGUGGCCGCUGGUGCCAUUGCCGAGAAGUUCCUAAAGCAACUCUCAAAUGUCGAAAUUGUCGCUUUCGUCACUCAAGUUGGCGCCAUCAAGAUGAACCGUGAUCCCCUAGACGCCAAAUUUCAGCACGUCUUGAACACUAUCACCAGGGAGAAAGUCGACAGCAUGGGUCCGAUCAGAUGCCCAGAUUCUUCUGUCGCCGAAUCCAUGGUUCACGAAAUUGAAAAAUACAGAGGCAACAAGGACUCCAUCGGUGGUGUUGUCACAUGCGUCAUCAGAAAUCUACCUGUGGGACUCGGCGAGCCUUGUUUCGACAAGCUAGAGGCGAUGCUAGCUCACGCCAUGUUAUCUAUUCCAGCUUCCAAGGGGUUUGAGAUCGGAUCCGGUUUCGAAGGUGUCCAGGUUCCUGGCUCACAGCACAACGACCCUUUCUACUACGACGAAGAAAGCAAGAGGCUCCGUACCAAGACAAACAACUCAGGUGGUAUUCAGGGUGGUAUCUCCAAUGGAGAAAACGUCUACUUCUCAGUGCCCUUCAAGUCGGCAGCCACUAUCUCUCAAGAGCAAAGUACAGCGACUUACGAUGGUGAGCACGGUGUGCUAGCCGCAAAGGGUAGACAUGACCCAUCUGUGACACCAAGAGCCGUGCCAAUUGUUGAGGCCAUGGCCGCUUUGGUUCUUGCCGACGCUGUAUUGGUACAAAAGUCGCGUGAAUUUGCCAAGAACAUUGUAAGUUAA
This is a messenger RNA of Lachancea nothofagi CBS 11611, 1131 nucleotides long. The record is from the annotation of a GenBank genome assembly. NCBI's taxonomy places the organism in Eukaryota, Fungi, Ascomycota, Saccharomycetes, Saccharomycetales, Saccharomycetaceae.